Ipomoea triloba (trilobed morning glory) is the source of this 1155-nucleotide messenger RNA. Its product is annotated as homeobox-leucine zipper protein ATHB-12-like. Gene Ontology annotation, biological process: positive regulation of DNA-templated transcription. Gene Ontology annotation, molecular function: sequence-specific DNA binding; DNA-binding transcription factor activity. The record is from RefSeq and is a predicted model, not a curated record. NCBI's taxonomy places the organism in Eukaryota, Viridiplantae, Streptophyta, Magnoliopsida, Solanales, Convolvulaceae. The transcript is spliced from 2 exons. Bases 16 to 786 code for a protein of 256 amino acids. Gene Ontology annotation, cellular component: nucleus.
AUAUAAGAAUUGAAGAUGCCCACAAAUCCAACAACUAAAGCAAGAGCAACCCAUAACAUCAGUAGUCAUUUCUCCACCAAAUUGGAAGGGAAAUCCUGCAAUAAUAGUAAAAUGGAGGGAGGAGAUGAUGAUCAGUAUCCUGCAGCACCAGAAGAUGAUGGGCCUGCAGUGAGGUGCCAGCAGCCCUCAAACAAAAAGAAGGGCACUGCAAACUGCAAGAGAUUCAGCGAUGAACAAGUGAAGUUACUGGAAUCCAUGUUCACGUUAGAAACCAAGCUGGAGGCACAUAAGAAGCUGCAGCUGGCAAGAGAUUUAGGGCUGCAGCCUCGCCAGGUAGGAAUAUGGUUCCAGAACAAAAGGGCCAGAUGGAAGGCAAAGCAGAUAGAGCAAGAUUACAGAGAGCUUAAAGCCAAAUUUGACACCCUAAAUCUGCAGUUUGAUUACCUCAAGAAAGAAAACCACUCUCUGCUUAUCCAGUUGGAAAAGCUACGUUAUGAGGUAGAAAACAGAAAAACCCAAGAUUCAAAGGGCAGUAAAGAUGCAAACUUUGAAAGCACUUGGAAAGAAAAGGCUGCAGCAGGGUGCUUAAAUGGAGGAGCUGAGGAUGCAAAGGAGGUGGGAAUAAAUGAAUACCUUGAACAGCAAGAAGAAGAGGCAGAGUUGUUGAAGCUGCAGGGGGGAUUAGGAGACUGCAGUCCUUUAUCCUCACAGGAAAACUGGUGCUGCAUCGGCUUAGGCGACGCCUUUUGCCACUCAUGUGGGACUUCAGAAUUGUGGGAUAUUUGAAUGUCUCUUCAAUUCUUCUCAACAUCAAACAUAACGUACAUUUUAAGCCCACAACAGUCCUUCCAACAAUCAAAAUGCAUGGAUCUCAGUCCUUCAUUUUAUAUACGUUUAAUUUGACAGUGAACAACAGGUUUGUUUGUUUGUUUUUUCACUCAGAAGUCAAAAUGGUCUGAAAAAGGAGGCAAAGAAGGGCUGCUACCAGUUUCCGGCCAACAUGAAUUUAUGUACAAUAGCAUAAUAUUUACUGCGUUAUUCGUUUAAUAUAUAGGGUAUGGUUGAUAACUUGAUUUAGGUGCAGUGUGUAGCUCAUAAACACAUUGAGACACAAGUAAACAUCAAAUGAAAUUCCUGCAACUUAGCAUGUACUUA